UCUUUUGUAGCCUAAAAUAUCAACGUAAUURAGGCAACUUUAAAAGGGUUUAUUAGGCUACACAUGCUCCGACUAUGUAGUCCGUUUCACUCCCGCCCCAUUAUAUUACAGUGUAGCCAGCCAGCAACAGCAGAGACAGAAACCCCUGAAUCGUGGCAGAUUUGCCAAAAUUKAUGCGAUUCGGUAAAGGAAGGGUGGGAGACGUCUGGGCGGGGAGGAUCUCCCCAAGCGAAUAAUCUGGCAGCACUUGGAACGGUGCAUUUUUAUGAUCGGAUGAUCGUUAUGCCUACAUUUGAUUUCGUUACAAAUUAAUUUUCUCUCUUCCAUUUGGCUUCAUUUUUCUAUUGGGUUGCAGGCCUAUAAUGUAGUCUAUAGCCUUACUUGCUUGCGUCCAGUUCCAACCUUACUGCGCAAAACAGAUGCCAUAUUAGGGCAAGGGCAAGGCCUACUUCAGCUAAAUAAACUGAUUUUCCAGGAUUUAUGAAUAUCUAUUUUGCAAUAUUUGCCUUCAUGGCACCUGUUGUUAUUGUUAUGAUAACGGUAGGGGUAUCAUGUGUAAUUCAUCGAAGGAGGCACAGUCGGAUUGAACGCUCGCUUCAAUGAUGGACGCUCUGGAACAAACUAGAAUCGACUCACUGUGCACAUGCUGUUUAAUCCUCAACCUUCACGUGAAGGAGUAAAACCACGUGAUAGAUUUUAUUAUCACAAAUCUGAUUUUGAGGAUCACCAUCAGUCACAGACACCAUGGCACAGCCCACACCCCUGGAAACCUCCCUGGGAGCCCUCAUCAUGGCAUUCCACAAGCACACUGGCAGUGGAGCUGCUAAGACCCUCAGCAAGAAAGAGCUAACCAACCUCAUCAAAGAGGAGCUGCCCAACAUAACUGGGAAGGGUGGUCCUGACGUGGGUGAGCUGAUGACAAUGCUAGACCACGACGGUGAUGGCGCUGUGGACUCCAAGGAGUACAUCACCCUGAUUGAAUCCCUUGCCUGCAUGUGCGACUGCUUCCUGGAAGGGAAAAUGUAUCUUCUAUCUGCUUUCUACAGUGUAUUGCAUUAGGCCUGCAUGUCACAUGAAUAAUGUCUCAUAUCUCAUUGAGUAAAUUGGAUACACGGCUUCCUCGGUGUCCACACGCAUGCCCGUAUGCACACAUAGACGCAAAGAGUUGCAUAACUCUGCAACAAUUAUAAGACUGAUCCUCAAAUACAUGCACCCAGAUGGAUUCUCUUGUCAGAAAUUGGCUCAAUUGGUAGUGCAUGGCGCUUGCUACGCCAGGGUAGUGGGAUUGAUUCCUGGUACCAUCCGUACGUCAAAUAUAUGCAUGACUAAGUCGCUUUGGAUAAAAAGCGUCUGCUAAAUUACAUAUAUUAUUAUAUAUUAGGCUAUUACGAUCUAAGGAAUGCUGCUAAACAGAGCAUGUGAGAUAGUAAACAGGGUGUGUAGGCUAUGUGUAGGCGUAUGUAUUUACUGUGUUAUGCAUGUACAGUAAUUCAAUCAGUCUGUUUGGAAUUAUUGAUAUGUUUUGUCUUUACUGCUAAUAAAUGGGCAAAAGACCCAACCAAA
This is a messenger RNA of Salvelinus sp. IW2-2015, 1563 nucleotides long. Its product is annotated as protein S100-A6. Lineage: Eukaryota; Metazoa; Chordata; Actinopteri; Salmoniformes; Salmonidae. The record is from RefSeq and is a predicted model, not a curated record. Gene Ontology annotation, molecular function: transition metal ion binding; calcium-dependent protein binding; calcium ion binding.